UUGCUAGUUCCGGGACCGGAAGCCAUCAUCCUGGCACACCCGGUGGAGGCGCCGUGUUUCCGGGGACCAUCCAGGGCAGCAUCGGCGAUUUUUCUGGGACCGGCCUGGUCUUCCCGUGGGCGACCAACGCGCGCGGAAAGCCACGCCGGGGGAUGAUGAGGAGAGCCGUUUUCUCGGAUCUUCAGCGACGCGGACUAGAGAAGAGGUUCCAGAUACAAAAGUACAUCAGCAAGCCGGAUCGCAAGAAGCUCGCUGAAAAACUCGGUCUCAAGGACUCACAGGUGAAGAUCUGGUUUCAAAAUCGGCGCAUGAAGUGGCGGAACAGCAAGGAGCGGGAGCUGCUGGCGACCGGCGGCUCGCGCGAGCAGACGCUACCGAACAAGAACAAUCCCAAUCCGGAUCUGAGCGACGCGGACGGGGACCGGCCGAGAAUGGACCUGAGCGACGUGAGCCCGCUCACGAGCCCGCAAAGGCCCGAGGAGCAAACGGAGAACGAGGAGGACGAGGAGAUCAAUGUCACGUGAUAAAGCUCACCGCUAAACCCAGCAUCCCCCGUUUGGCCUCCGACGACAAGUGAUGACAAUUUUUUAAAUCCGUGAACCAAACAGG
This is a messenger RNA of Wasmannia auropunctata (little fire ant), 609 nucleotides long. RefSeq names its product homeobox protein DBX1-like. Lineage: Eukaryota; Metazoa; Arthropoda; Insecta; Hymenoptera; Formicidae. The annotation marks the transcript as partial. Gene Ontology annotation, molecular function: DNA binding; DNA-binding transcription factor activity, RNA polymerase II-specific. Gene Ontology annotation, biological process: regulation of transcription by RNA polymerase II. The transcript is spliced from 2 exons. The record is from RefSeq and is a predicted model, not a curated record.